UCGGUAUUGGCCAGGCUGCCGAGGAGAUAGAGGGGGACUGAUCGCAAAUCUCUUCUGGCUGCGCAAGGGAGCCGCGGUCUCCCAGUCCAGCCGUUCGCUGAGAGAGGAAGAGGGCGGAGGGGGCGAAAUGCAGCCAAGCUAGGAGACGAGGGGGGAGCGGCUGCUCACGAACAGGAAGAACAAAAUAAAACAGCCGCCGAAUCUGGAAGAACUGACAGACCAGGAAAAGGCGCUUGGAGGGGAAAGUAAAUUUGAACAAAGAAAGUAGACGAGAGAGAGAGAGAAAAAAAUUGAGAGAUUUAGCUUGUGAAAGAAGUUCAUUCCGGGCAUUUACAGGAAAAUAAAGAAAUACAAUUGAAAUUUAUGGAAAAACUGUACAAAGACUGACAAGCAACCAAUGUGCGAAGCAAGGUGGCAUCGUGUUGAACAAGGGGCUGGAAGAUGUCUGUGCUUGAUUCCCGGUCUUCAGAGAACACAAAGGCAGCUAGCAAGAUGACCUUUGACUUCCAGCAGAACGCUCCAUCGGACAACGACUCGGGCUGUGCUCUGGAGGAGUACGCAUGGGUCCCCCCAGGACUCAAGCCCGAACAGGUCCACCAAUACUUCCGCUGUCUCCCGGAGGAAAACAUCCCGUACGUCAACAGCAUCGGGGAGAAGUUCCGUGUGAAACAGCUCCUCUAUCAACUCCCGCCUCACGACAAUGAUGAAAAGUACUGCCAGUCGCUCAGUGAAGAGGAAAAGAUGGAGCUGCGCAUUUUCAGCGGACAGCGGAAGAGGGAAGCCCUGGGCCGCGGAAUCGUCCAGAUCUUCCCGCUAACUGCAUCCGGGGCACUGUGCGAAAAGUGUGGUGUGAAGAUGAACGGGGGCGAUGUGGCCGUCUUUGCUCAGAGAGCAGGGAACCGGACCUGUUGGCAUCCUCACUGCUUUGGCUGCAUCACCUGCCAGGAGCUCCUCGUCGACCUGAUAUACUUCUACCAGGAUGGCAAGAUAUACUGUGGCCGACACCACGCUGACCUCUUUAAACCCCGCUGUGCAUCAUGUGACCAGUUGAUCUUUUCGGAAGAGUGCACAGAGGCGGAGGGCAGAUAUUGGCACAUGGACCACUUCAGCUGUACUGAGUGUGAAGCCAUUCUCGGGGGACAGAAGUACAUAAUGAAGGAGGGACAGCCAUAUUGCUGCAGCUGUUUCGAAAUGCUUUACGCCGAGUACUGCGAAACUUGCAGGGAGAUCAUCAGUAUUGACUAUGGACAGAUCACCUACAGUGGCCACCACUGGCACGCCACCAGCUCUUGUUUCUGUUGUUCUCAGUGCCAGAAGCCUCUCUUGGGAUGCGCCUUCACCUACAGCCAGGGCCAUGUCUUCUGCUCGAUGCUGUGCAGCCAAGCGGAGGAGCCGGCCGGCUCUGACUCCUCAGAUUCUGCGGUUAAGUCGACGCAGUCCCAAGGAUCGAGUUGCACCUUCGGUCUGGGAGGAGACCGCGUGGCCACCAGUGCUUCAGGCAGCUCCUCGCCCAAGAACCCUCGCUGCCGCCAGACCGCCGAGACGCAGCCAGCGGACUGCACAGAGCCCCGCCUUCAACGUGGGGAUGUCCCCGGUGGUAACGGUGACCUUGCCUUGGCUCUCAACAGCCAGUACAGGAGUCCUGUCCAGAUCCAGCAGUGGCAGACCAGCUACAAGAUGGCUGAAUCUCGGAGUGAAGAAAAGAGGGCAGAGGCAUUGCACUCGGACUGCGUGCCAAAGGAGAGGGGACUUCCAGUCAGAAUAUUGAACCAGAAUCAGGAACUAGUAAAUGGCAAUAGCCAAUUGGUAAUGUCCUGCAACUUCAGCUGGCUUAAAGGUGGAUUGGAGAAUGCAAUGAAAGUUAUGGACCAUACUGCCAUUGUAAUUAAAGGGCAGGAUGGCUGGUCUGUUGACAAGCAGGCCGGGGCCACAGAACUUUCCUCCCCUGACCAGAGCUCGCCGUUCAGGCAGCAGCUGGACACUUACUGCUCUCAGCAGGCAAGCCGGCCUGGGGACAUAUUGGAAGGCUCCACCAACACCAUGUGGAACACGCACAACCAGUGCUCGGACACACAAAGUGGGACAGAAAAUCACACACAGGAUCAGCAGGGAAAGACGGGAAGUUCACCACAGAGCUCCCUAGACAAGAUGGCGGGACAGAAAACUGGAAGAAGUCAACUGGAAUUCUCAGCAACCAGCCAGAGCACAGGAACCGUGAGUGAAGACAAAUGCAAGACUCCAAAAGCAUUCAGGCCCGCUGACGAGACCGGAAAAGAAUCUGAACUACAGGCCAGCUCUGGGAUUCUGAAGCCGUUCUCCCACCACAGGAGAAGCACAGAGACCCUCCAGCUCGCGGGUAAGCAGCCAGAGGGAGCGCCACAACGAUCAAAGCGAAAGCCAGACUCCGCCUUCCCGCCGCGAAGAACGGCGGCCCAAAUCCGACCCCAGAAGAUCACCUUCUCUGACACGGUGGUCUCGAAACCCGUGGAGGGAGGCAGGUGGCACCAGGUCCCCAUGAGUGAACAGACUCAAAGGAAAGUGUUCAAGCACAAGGGGGGCUACCGUAGCUGCCAGCACCACUCGGGAAAGGUUCAAAGGUCAUGUUCUGAUGAAGCCCUCCACACAAUCGCUGAGAGAUCUAUAGAGAGCCCAAAUAACUGUAUGUACUCAGAACAUUACAGUCAGUUGAUCCACACAGCUGGGUGCCCUCAACCACAAACAAAACCGCAGCGCAGACAGCUGACCUUUCACGGGACAGGCUGCAGUGUCUUCCAGAAUUCCGCCUCGAAUAACGUCCUGGGCCUGCACUGCGAGGACGACGGCGGCUGCUGUUCCACGUGCUCGUCCUCGUCCUCCGACUCGGAGGAGGAGGGCUAUUUCCUCGGACAGCCUAUUCCGCGGCCAAAGACCAGCAGCGGCCUCCACUUCAGCAGGGAACCCUGGAAACCCAGCCGCACACCUGAAAUCAUGUCAGCACAGAGAGGUAAAGCUGACAGGAAGAGGGAAAACAAGAGUAAAAACUGCACCAUCGCCUAGGCAACCCAUAGACUUCAUGCUGGCUUGUGUGUGAAAUGUUCUGCCCUGGAAGAGGAACUUGGACAUAUGGUUUCCUGUGAUACCCAUAACUCUCCCUUCUGGUCUGGUUCCUUGACCAUAAUGUCUUUCUGUUGGCAAAGGAUGCGGAUAUUCUGGAGCUUAGAUACAGCAUGCCUGGGUAUACAAUUCACCAGAGACACAAGAGAUUCCGCAGAUGCUGGAAGUCUCGAGCAACACACACACACACAAAACGCUGGAGGAACUCAGCAAGUCAGGCAGCAUCGAUGCAGGAGAGUAAAGUCAACAUUUUAGGCUGAGACCCUUCAUCAGGCCAGUCUGGUUCUCAUUUAGGGUCUGAGUCCAAAACAUCAACUGUCUAUUUCCCUCUGUAGCUGCCGGCUGACCUGCUGAGUACCUCUGGAACUUCAGGCGUCUUAUACAAUUUAUUAUUAUCCAGAGAAGAGCAGAGUGGAAACUCGGGCUGGUCUCACCCACUAUAACCUUUCGACAGUUUACUUUCAUCUACUAAAGCCAGUGGACCACACACUUUUCAGUAAUUCAGUUCCCCCCACAGACAGGAAAUUAAAAUCUUGAGCGAUUAAGUAAGUCCAGGAUAGAAAGCUAGGAUCAGUACCAGCAACUGUGAAAACUGUUUGAUUAUUGAACACCUAAGUUGUUCAUCCUUCAGUGAACAAAAAUCUGCCAUCCGUGCCCAGUCAGUCCAGACAUGCAAAAAGCCGCUCAACACAGGCAGUAAAGCCCAUCUUGACCAGUGAACAAACAAAAUGCAGGUGAAAUAGGCAGACUUUCAAAGGUUAUAGGGUGAAGGCAAGAGGAUGAUGUUGAGAGGGAUAAUAAAUCAGCCAUGAUCGAAUGAGGAGCAGACUCGAUGGGCUGAAUGGCCAGAUUCUGCUCCUAUGUCUAAUUGGAAGAAUUAACUAGUUUACUGACUCUGUCUGCUGAUUUCUAUCAAAGAGCCAUUUAACAAAGUUCUUCAACACCAAGAAAUUUACCUUACGAGAAAGACUGCAAAUCCCUCAUUCCUGAAGGGUCUCAACUCGAAAUAUCAACCGUCUAUUUUUCUACACAGAUCCUGCCUGACCUGCUGAGUUCCUCCAGUACAGUUAGACCAUACUUUACCCACUUUGUGCAAUCACUCGUGGCUGAAUUUCUAACUACAGGUAUUUUCCUGACUGUUUUCAAUCUUCUGCUCCAAUUAACAAUUUGGUCUCUGGUUCCACGGAGAACAAUUACAGUCCUGGUCACCUACACUGUUGCCUGAGUUAGACAGGGUGAGACCCUCCUCCAUUCAGUACCAGCCAGCCGGAGCCUCUAGAAUGUCGACUGCUGUUGGCACUGGAAUAUGAUUACCUUUGCCUUAGGAAGGGUGUUGGAACUCAACUAUAUCAAACUUUCCAGAUUUGGUGGGGUUUAUGGUUGAGGCUGAUGAGAGGAUAAAGUCUGUCUGUCUCUCUAUCCACCCACUCUCUCCUCUCUGUCCCCUCCCUCUAACACCUCGCUUCCCCACUCUCUUCUCUCUGCCUUUCUCUCUGCUAUUCCUCUCAUCUCUCUCCCAUGCCUCUCCUACCCCUCUCUCAACUCCUCCCCCCUCUUCUCUCCAUCUCUCUCUCUGCUAUCUGAACAAGGCUUUUAGCAUUACUCCCAACACUACACUGGGUGUGACCCACCUGAUAUCACAGAGAACGGCAGGACGAUUUGCUCACAGGUUUCACAGUGCUAGAUUCAAACCACAUUCCCCUGCUCAGAUCCCAUCGACUUCAGCCCAGGCAUCAACACCACAACUCUGUCCAGCUCUGAAACCGUAACCACAACACUAUUAUAUACAUUUACAUAAUAUCAUGUAUUUUAAAUAAUGUAUUACUACAUAUAUCUAUUUAAUUACUGUGGAUGUUAUUUAUGCUUAUUCAGUGCAUGUAUCAUCUGUGCUUUAAAUGUUGAGCUACAUCUUACUUACAGAUAUAAAGACGAGAACUUGUUGUAAACUUGAGCAAGAUCAACUAAUAAAGUGCUCAAACUGCUCCUAUAAAACUGGA
Molecule: messenger RNA, 5090 nt
Organism: Hypanus sabinus (Atlantic stingray)
Lineage: Eukaryota; Metazoa; Chordata; Chondrichthyes; Myliobatiformes; Dasyatidae
Product: prickle-like protein 1
Exons: 9
Coding region: 442-3036 (864 amino acids)
Molecular function (GO): zinc ion binding
Source: RefSeq, a predicted model, not a curated record